This is a messenger RNA of Fusarium proliferatum ET1, 918 nucleotides long. RefSeq names its product putative polysaccharide deacetylase family protein. Gene Ontology annotation, biological process: carbohydrate metabolic process. NCBI's taxonomy places the organism in Eukaryota, Fungi, Ascomycota, Sordariomycetes, Hypocreales, Nectriaceae. The coding region runs from base 1 to 918 and encodes 305 amino acids. The record is from RefSeq and is a predicted model, not a curated record. The transcript is spliced from 4 exons. Gene Ontology annotation, molecular function: hydrolase activity, acting on carbon-nitrogen (but not peptide) bonds.
AUGCCUAAGCGUAUUCUGUGCUCGUAUGGAGUCGAUGUUGAUGCCGUUGCUGGUUGGCUUGGCUCCUAUGGAGGUGAAGAUUCACCCAGUGAUAUCUCCCGUGGCCUAUUCGCUGGAACACAUGGAACUCGUCGAAUGUUGAAGCUGUUCGACAAGUACAACAUCAAGGCGACAUGGUUCAUUCCCGGACACAGUCUUGAAACUUUCCCUGAAGAAUGCGCAAUGGUCAGAGAUGCCGGGCAUGAAAUUGGGCUCCACGGCUACUCUCAUGAGAAUCCUUCCGACAUGACACUAGAGCAACAACGUGAUGUCUUGGAAAAGACUCAUAAGAUGCUCACAGAGUUCUGCGGCAAACCUCCUCGCGGAAGUGUCGCCCCUUGGUGGGAGACUAGUAAGGAAGGAGUUGAUCUGAUGCUGAGCUAUGGCAUCGAGUAUGAUCACUCAAUGUCUCAUGAUGAUUGCCAUAUGUACUGGCUACGAACUAAUGAUAGCUGGACCAAAAUCGACUAUAAGCAAAAGGCUGAGACCUGGAUGAAGCCAUUAGUCAAGGGCCAGGACACAGGACUUGUUGAGAUUCCAGCAAACUGCCUUCCUCCCAUGAUGUUCAUCAAAGAUGCCCCCAACAGCCACGGCUGGGUCAACUCUCGCGAUGUUGAAGACCUGUGGCGAGACCACUUUGACUACUUCUACCGCGAAUAUGCUGAUGAUCCCGAUCAGAUCUGCGUGUUUCCUCUCACAGUUCAUCCGGAUGUUUCCGGUCGGCCGCAUGCACUGCUAAUGCACGAGAGAUUGAUUGAGUAUAUCAACAAGCAUGAAGGCGUUGAAUGGGUGACGAUGGAGCAGAUGUGUGACGAGUUCAAGAAGAAGAACAAGCCACCCAAGGGAGCUGUGAUGCCGAAGGCUCAGGAGCAAAAAUAG